GCAGAACGCAGAACGCAGAACGCAGAACGCAGCACCAUGCCCAAGCAAGCGGUGGUGACUCUGCGUUACGGGCCCUACAGCGCAGUGGGGCUGUCGGUGGAGCACCGCACCUACCGCCUGGAGGGUCUGCAAGCUGUGUUGAUAGAAGAUGGACAUCAAGUCAUCCUGGAGCAGAUAGAAGACUGGAACCUGGUAGAGCUUGUGGUAAAUGAAGAAAUAGUCUUCCAGUGUGACAUCGAAGACCUGGAGUUUGGGGGUGAUGGUAGACUAGACCCACUGUGUGAAGAGGCCAGGAUCGCUGUGCUAUAUGCCUUCUGAUUUCGUGGAGCAGAUAGAAGAAAGCCAGCUAUGCCCUCCAGUCUACAAUACCAGCAAAGGGGGCUUACUGGGCGCAGGAAUGCUGGGCUCUGUUGGUUAGAACAUGGUAAUGCCUCAUGUCCUCUAGUCUGUUCAGUUUGAGUUUCUAUUCUGGCUGCAUAGACAUCCAUAAAAAAUAAUAAAAACCACCUU
Meriones unguiculatus (Mongolian gerbil) is the source of this 510-nucleotide messenger RNA. It is a transcript of the gene C9H10orf53, whose product is annotated as chromosome 9 C10orf53 homolog. The transcript has 3 exons. NCBI's taxonomy places the organism in Eukaryota, Metazoa, Chordata, Mammalia, Rodentia, Muridae. The record is from RefSeq and is a predicted model, not a curated record. The coding region runs from base 37 to 318 and encodes 93 amino acids.